This is a messenger RNA of Elaeis guineensis (African oil palm), 838 nucleotides long. RefSeq lists its product as uncharacterized. Lineage: Eukaryota; Viridiplantae; Streptophyta; Magnoliopsida; Arecales; Arecaceae. The record is from RefSeq and is a predicted model, not a curated record.
UGUCCUCUUUGAUCUCUCUCCUAAGCUCUAACGGAGAAGGAGAAGAUAUCUGAAAGCCUAGUAUCCCUCUGGUAGCAGCAUGGUAACCGCAGUGGGCGAACCGCCGAGCAUCCUGGACCGAGUGGACCGACUGGACGCCUUGCUGGGAUAUCUGGAGAGGAGAGAGAGCCGGGUGGCGGUGGCGAAGAGCCCACGCGCAUCCACGACGUCCAGCGGGACGAUCACCACGAGUGAUGGCGGCAACUCGUCCGUCAACUCCUCCCCUAAGUGCUCGGCAAGAAGGCGGUGCCGCCCGGUCCACGACGUCAUGAUGGAGGUCCAGACCAAAGGCAACAUCAUGGACCGUGUCGACCAGCUCGAGUACCGGCUUCUGAAGUUGGAGGAAGAUAUGGAACACGAGAAGAAGAGGGAAGAGGAGGAGAGGAGCCCGAGAAGUGGCGACAAGAGAAAACAUGGGAAAGGUUUGAAGAGUCUGGUGAAGUCUUGUGUGAAGGGAAACCUCAAGACCAAGGACUGAGUGAACCAAUUCUUGUCGAGCUUUUUCUGGAGCUGGGUUUCGUUUCAUCUGCUCGUUCCCUCAGGAAAAUAACCGCCGUGUUUUUCCUACCUUGAGAGCGUCUUUAGGCUUUCUGUAUAGUCGUCCAAAAGUAGGAGGGAUGGAUGGGUUGAGCUCUUUGCAGGAAGUCCUUCAAAGCGUCAUGUAAGUAUGAACAACAAAUAUUUAAUAAGCAGCAGUUAAGGUUUUUGUAUAGUAUGGAGGGAUGGACACGCACCUACGGAAUCAUUAGAGAGCACACAUGCUAGUCAAAAGAUGGUUGAUAAUAUGAUUUUUAGUUGA